Molecule: messenger RNA, 3946 nt
Organism: Oxyura jamaicensis (ruddy duck)
Lineage: Eukaryota; Metazoa; Chordata; Aves; Anseriformes; Anatidae
Gene: DCUN1D2
Product: defective in cullin neddylation 1 domain containing 2
Exons: 7
Coding region: 77-856 (259 amino acids)
Biological process (GO): positive regulation of ubiquitin-protein transferase activity; protein neddylation
Cellular component (GO): ubiquitin ligase complex
Molecular function (GO): cullin family protein binding; ubiquitin-like protein binding; ubiquitin conjugating enzyme binding
Source: RefSeq, a predicted model, not a curated record
UAGGCGGCGCCGCUGCUCGGCGCCUGCGCGGGAGGCGGCGGCGGGCGGUGAAGUUGGGCGAAGCGCCGCUGGUAACAUGCAUAAGCUUAAAUCGUCACAGAAGGACAAGGUCCGGCAGUUUAUGGCAUUUACCCAGGCUGGGGAAAGGACUGCUAUAUACUGCUUAACGCAGAAUGAGUGGAAGCUAGAAGUGGCAACAGACAACUACUUCCAGAACCCAGACUUGUACUACAAAGAAUCCAUGAAAAAUUCAGUAGACAGGAAGAAAUUAGAACAAUUGUAUAAUCGAUACAAAGACCCGCAAGAUGAAAAUAAAAUUGGCAUUGAUGGGAUUCAGCAGUUCUGUGAUGAUUUAAGCCUGGACCCUGCAAGUAUCAGUGUUCUGGUUGUAGCAUGGAAGUUCAGGGCAGCUACUCAGUGUGAAUUUAGUAAAAAGGAAUUUGUAGAUGGCAUGACAGAGCUGGGGUGUGACAGCACAGAAAAACUAAAAGCUCUGUUGCCGCGACUGGAACAAGAACUGAAGGAUCCAAUAAAGUUCAAAGAUUUUUAUCAAUUUACUUUCAACUUUGCUAAAAACCCUGGACAGAAAGGUCUAGAUCUAGAAAUGGCAAUUGCAUAUUGGAAUUUAGUCUUGUCAGGAAGAUUUAAAUUUCUAGAUCUUUGGAAUAAAUUCUUGUUGGAACAUCAUAAAAGAUCAAUUCCAAAAGAUACUUGGAAUCUUCUGUUAGACUUUGGAAAUAUGAUUGCAGAUGAUAUGUCCAACUAUGACGAAGAAGGAGCGUGGCCUGUUCUUAUAGAUGAUUUUGUGGAAUAUGCACGACCUGUAGUCACAGGAGGAAAGCGUAAAACUUCCUAACCCCAGACUUAAUGUGGACUAAAUGCACAGUCUGAACUGCAUUAGGUAACGAAGAUUUGCUGGCUGAUAACUGUGCACAUUGCUGGUUUCGGUGCUCGUGAUGAGGUUCCGGAGACAAAGCAGAAACUCCUCCUUUCUGUCUGAAGAAAAUGAUGGCUGACUCGUGGACAUUUCAUGAACGAACUCCAGAAGAUAGUCCAGGCUGUUUGUAGGCUAUUGGCUUCAAUUAUUGUACUGGUUGUAUCAUAUAGGAUGUAGAUUUUGCAUGAUUUUAUACUUUGGAGAAGUUUAACUAGAGGCCAUUUUAUUAAAGUUUUGACAGCACAGCAUGCCAUUGAGUUCAUGAUCCAAAGUGAACACCAGCAGUUAAAUAAAACUGUAUUAUAUUGUACUUAUAUGAAAAGCAGUAUUUGUGGUAUAUAAAUUAAAUCCCUAAAUAAAAUGUAUGUAGUAUGUUGUAUUUUUAUAAAAGCUAGCUCCAUGGAUCUGUCCUCAUGUAGAAUUUUUUGACUUGUUGCCAGAAUUUUGAAUUUAUAUUUUUAAGCCGUAUAUAUAGAGAUUGGGCAUACCCAGCCUCUUGUUUUCCCCGAUGAGAUUAACUUCCUCAUUACUGAGUUCUUGAAGAGCCUGGACAUGUUGCAGUAGCGUUGCUGAGGAAGGGGUUGCUGCUCUGUGCUAUGUUGCAUCUCCAGCUUUUUUUUUUUUUAAUUAACCAUUUAAAAAUAGCCCUUAACCAACCAAAGAUACUUCUGUAAUUCAUAUUUGGUUAUCAAUUCUCUUAGUCCUCAAUUCUGUAUUUCCUUUAUUUUAAAUAGUGGUUUGGUAGAAUAUGUAAAUUUUAUUUGUAGCCUGAAAGACACCUUGAAUUCUAGCAAGAUGCAACAAGUUAUGAGUGCAUUUCCUGACAAGCCUCACAGAAAGUAAACGUGAAUAAGCCCAAAGACUUCAACAGUUGGCUUCCACUUUGAAAACAGGGGAAAGGAAACUUCACGUAAAGGAAACUUCACAUUAAUUAUGUUAGCCUCUAGGUAUUUUGUAUAUUCAGUAAUACUUUAGGAAAAAAAAAGGAGCAAAAAAUCAACACAGUAUCACUCAAGGAUAGUGGAGUUGGGUGAGUUUUCACCAAAUCCAAAUGUGUUCAGUUAUUUCUUUCUCCCCUCUCAUCAGCUAUUUAUUAUGAAGCGUACAGAGCUCAGUCUUUUUCCCCAACAGGGUCUUCCAAUGCUUAAGCACAAACAUAUUUUACCAGAAACUAUUCAACACGCUUUCACACAGGGCUCUUCUAAACACUGCCUCAUCAGAUUGAGUUUGUCAUAGCUUCUAUAAAAGUUUGUUAAAGAGUUGCUAAAGAAUAAAUGCAGCUAUGAUUAAUACAUGUGCUGUAAUCAGAGCUGCACAGAUGCGAGAAUUUUUUGAGAAGGUAGCGCAUUGAGUUAUAUAGCUUGUACCUAUUUGGCUCACAUCAGGUAACUUCAGUAUUGCAUGAUGGUGUAUUUUGUUUCAUAGUCGUGAGGGUAUAAAAACUUAAAAUACUCUAAAAAAAUCUAAUAUUUAGAUUUUCAUGUGAGCAUUCAGCUUUAGUUUAUGUCAGUGAAGCCUACAAGAGGAAAUAUGUGCUGCACACAAAGUUCCCAUUCCUCUACUUGAGAAAAUUUGGGGUGUGUAUGAUGUUUAGAAAGCAGGAUUAGGACAAAUUUGAACAAAUUAACAAAUUUUCUAUGUAUAGGAAUAUAGCAAGCAAGUUAGAAAUGCCCAGUUACUGGUUUAUCGUUGGUCUCUUUACCCCAAGCAGUCUUUGUGUUAGGUCUUGCACGACAGCCGCUAGAUGUCAGUGUCUCAGUCUCCAGGUGCUUCUCUUGUAUAGGAAGUUAGGGUGUAACGCUCACCCGAAUUACUGUGUUCUGUCUGUCUUUUUAGGAGUCUUUGACUGUCCUUGCUAAUUUAACUCCAGUAUUCUACAGAAGUCAUCUGAGAGUUACAAGCAGUAGUAUGCUCUCUUAAUGCAUUUAAUUUACCUACUUGUUCUAGCUAAAACAAGUCAUUUCUGUCCUGUAGGCUUUGGAGAAUAAAUGCAUAGCAUCCCGCGGCAUCAACUGCUGCUGUCCUGCCAAAAGCAGUGGAAUGCUUGCUGUUGACACAAUUAUCUCUUAAUGACACAGUUAUCUCUUAAAAUAUCUAGGUGUAAUAUAACAGCAGAAAUAGUUUAAUCCAUUGGUAUAUGAUGUAACCAAAUAGCCUUAUAGCGCUGGAGCUUGCGAAACAUUUGUACGUGCUGAGAACUCCUUCAAAUCAACCUAACGAUGCCUUUACCUUCUGAGAUAAGUGGAGCAUAAAAAAAUAUGUGGCUUGAGUUUUUUUGGUUUGUUAAUAUGAGGAAGCAGGUGCUUAGAAUAUUUAGUUCUUAUAUACGCACAAUUGUUUGCCUCUCUUAAGCUUCGUUCCUGUGAGGUCCUCUGUGGAAAACACCUUCCCACAGAGGAAGACUGGGCAAAAUACUCUCAAGGUAGGAGUUGCUCUGUAUCAGCCAGUGUGGUAGAUUUCUUUUUUCACUCUUUCCAGUCUUCUACUCACUUGAAACCGCCUGUGCAUUUCACAUUCCCAUAAAUAUGGAUUGACAGCUUCAAGCUUGAACAAUCAUAAAAGUAAAUGCAAAUGAUCAGCUUUCAAAUGUUGAUUUCCUUAUGACUCCCAGUAUUUACCACUGUCUGCUCUUCCCCUUUACAGGGUUCUCCGACUUUCUUUUUAGCUCCUGUAGUGGUAACAUUAUGAUUAAUUUAUAAUCAUAAAUGGUACAGAAAUCUUGAAGUUGUUCACUGCAUGCAGUGUUAGUUCCUAGGUAAACUAUGUAUUUUUUUAAAGCCGAUGCCAGGUUUUUUGGGUUUUCUUCCUGGAGCAUUUGAAAUUGAGCCAUAGGAUUUGUACUUGCCAAUUCUAAAUUUAAAUGUAAUUUAUCAUGUAUGUCAUGCCAAGAAGAGCAGACCUGCAGGCAUCCACUCAUGCAAUGCACCUGAGGGAUUUGCUGCUGAGUAAGCUGUACGUGUGUGAUUUUUGUGGCAAUGGAAAAAGGAAUAAAGGGACUUGGAACAUAAA